AGAACCACAGAGGUAGAAACAGAGCUCAAGAAAUCCGGUGAGAGAGAGAGAGCGAGAAAAAGCGCGGGAUAUAUACAUUGACAGGCUGAGGAGAGCUGAGAUUGCAUGCAGCAGGCACCACCUGAGUAGCAGCAGCAGCAGCAACAUUAGCAUUCUCACACUGAUCAUCCAGGCAGGCGUUCUCUUAUCUGUCCUCGAGGAAGGAGCAUGGCAGCCCAGCCUGUGUAGGACAGACGACAGGGCUGGGGCUGGAGCUGCCGGAGCUGGGGCUGGGGGGGAGUGAGGCAUGAGAAGCAGGGGAAGAGGAGCAGCAUCCGGCCGCCCAGCUCACACUGGCAGGCAGCCUCAGCGCCUGCAGCCUGAGCAGCUAGACGAGGCUAGAGGAGACUGGAGGGAGGACAGGCAGCUGCUGAGAUUAUCCACCGGUUCCAUGGCUCAUGUGGACAUCGCAGCAGCAGCAGCAAAGGUAGAACUAGCUGUCGCUGCAGUGUUAGGGAUAGCCUUAACAGCAAAGGUAUUGGCAGUCACACCUAAGGUAUCCCUAACAUAGGUAGCUUUAUUAACAGCAAAGGUAGACAUACCUGUGGAGGUCUUUUGCAGGGAUAGCAGUCCGGGUACCUGUAGUCGUAGCAGGGAUACGUAACAGUGGCUUAGGACACUGAAUGACCGGUGUGGCUGAUGAAGGCCACCUGGAUUAGGCUGCUGAAAAGAGCCAAGGGAGGUCGCAACAAGAGCUCCGACGACUGUGGUUCGGCGGACUCCUACACCAGCCGUCCAUCAGACUCCGAUGUGUCCUUGGAGGAGGAUAAGGAGGCCGUGCGACGAGAGGCAGAGCGGCAGGCUCAGGCACAGCUGGAGAAGGCCAAGACUAAACCGGUUGCAUUUGCUGUCCGCACAAAUGUCAACUACUGCGCCACCAACGAUGACGACGUCCCCGUGCCGGGCAUGGCCAUCUCCUUUGAGGCUAAAGACUUCCUCCACGUCAAAGAGAAAUUUAAUAACGACUGGUGGAUAGGGCGCCUGGUGAAGGAAGGCUGUGAAAUCGGUUUCAUCCCCAGUCCUGUGAAGAUUGAGAACACUCGGGUACAACACGAGCACAGAGCCAAACAGGGCAAGUUCCAUUCCGGUAAAUCGGGAGCAAACUCCUCCACCAGUUUAGGUGAAGUGGUUCCUAACUCGCGGAAAUCCACCCCACCUUCCUCUGCCGUUGACAUAGAUGCCACAGGCUUAGACCCCGAGGACAAUGACCUUCCAGUCCACCUCCGCUCCCCUAAAGCCAGUCAGCCAAACACUGUCAUGUCACCCACCCUAGCCAAAGAGAAACGAAUGCCCUUCUUUAAGAAGACGGAACACAUCCCUCCAUACGACGUUGUGCCUUCCAUGCGACCUGUGGUCCUGGUUGGACCGUCACUGAAGGGCUAUGAGGUGACAGAUAUGAUGCAAAAAGCACUGUUUGACUUUUUGAAACACCGAUUUGAAGGGAGAAUAUCAAUCACUCGUGUCACGGCAGACAUCUCUCUUGCCAAACGCUCCGUCCUCAACAACCCUAGUAAACACGCCAUCAUCGAGCGCUCCAACACACGCUCCAACCUUGUAGCAGAAGUGCAAAGUGAGAUAGAGCGUAUCUUUGAGCUGGCCCGGACCUUGCAGCUGGUGGUUCUGGACGCAGACACCAUCAACCACCCGGCCCAACUGGGAAAGACCUCCCUGGCCCCUAUCAUCGUCUACGUCAAAAUCUCCUCUCCUAAGGUUCUGCAGAGGCUCAUCAAGUCCAGAGGGAAGUCCCAGGCCAAGCACCUCAACGUCCAGAUGGUCGCUGCAGACAAACUGGCCCAGUGCCCUCCCGAGAUGUUUGACAUCAUCCUGGAUGAAAACCAACUGGAGGAUGCGUGUGAGCACAUGGCUGAUUACCUGGAGGCCUACUGGAAGAGCACCCACCCCGCCAGCUGCAACCCCCCCAAUCCGCUGCUGGCCAAGGUGGCCACGGCCGCCCUGCCCUCCAGCCCCGCUCCUGUCUCCAGCAUGCAGGGCAGCGGGGCAGAGCAGAAAGCAGAGGACAAGGCAGGACAAGGUGUGGAGAGGAAGGGCUCCAGGGAGGACCACCACCAUCACCACCACCACAGCCAGCAUCAGAGCCAGGAGCAGCCAGACGGGGAGAGGGAGGAGGAGGAGGAGGAGGAGGAGAGGCCCCUGAGGACAGAGUCUUCCAGGAGACCCCAGCACAUCCACCACCGCUCCUCCUCCCAGCGGACUGAGCAGCACCACAACAACCACCACCACCAUCAUCAUACUGGUGGCGGUGGUAGCCGGGGCAAGGGCCUCUCCCGGGGGGAGACACAGGACUCAGAGACCCCCGAGAGCCGGGAGAGCAGAGAAAGCAGAGACUCAGCCUACAUAGAGCCCCGCACUCACCUCCUGCACCAGGAGGAAGAGGAAGAAGAGUUUGGAGAGGAGGAGUAUGAGGAGGAGGGGCUGGGAGAGGAGGGGCACCCUCAGCAGGGGCGCUACGAGGCUCCGCCUCACCCCAGGGACCACAACCACCAUCACCACCACCACCAUCACCGUGGCGGCACUGGCGAGGAGGCGGACCACGGUACGACAGGACACCACCGCUCCAAGGAGCGCAACGAGCAGGACCACAACGAGCGCAACAAGCCGCGCGGUCACCAGCACCACCAACGACCGGCCCGCGACCACCACCAGUACUAUGACCGGGACAGGGACAGGGACAGGGAAGGGGAGGUGGCCCCCAAAAAGAGGGGCGACACAGGGGACUGGGCCAGAGACCCCUAUAUUCACCAGUGACAGCCCAGCCCCUAGACCCUAGACCUAGACCCCCUCACACACUGAGACAGUGGUACUGUAGGACUCACCCCCCUCUUUCCCAAACCAUUCUGUUGUCCCAUCUUGCUGCUAUACUCUUAAGCCCCUGCAUCCCCCGUUUAUGUACGCUUCCUUUGUAAAGCCUGCUGCAUCCUUAGCAACGGCAGUAUUUUGAUCAUAUAUAGAUAUAGAUAUAUAAAUGUGUGUAUCAAUACAUAGACGUUGUCGUUUAUGUGUGGAUAUGCAUGGAUCUUCUCAAAUAUGCAUAUUUUAAACCUGUGUUUGAUAAAGCAUGACACAACAGCAGAAUUCUCUUCUGUACUGUGCUCUCUGUGAUUAGCGUUUUUAAAUUGUAUUUCUAUAUUUUUUUCUUUUUUCUUACUGCCACUUGAAUAAUUUGUUAAUUCAGACUACUGUUAGCAGUGACUGACUGAGAAGUGGGAAACCAGGUAAGGUUAAAUGCUAAAUAUUUGCAAUUGUUUUAUUUUUGUUAAAUUCAAAUGUUCCUGUUUUCUUUCUUUUUCCCCCUUUUUCCCCUGCUAAUUCUUGGUGUUUGGUCCACUGACAUUGGUUCCUCUGGUGUCGAUGCUGCCUCUCCAUUGGGGCACACCUUAGUCUUGCCUUACAAGACAAAAGAAUAGUGACAUGACUUACUGUCUUACAUUACAGUACUGUUGUUCUAUUUAUAAAGGGUCCAGAAACAUUUUAUAACAUUGAUACACACUCUGUUCAGCACUUUUAGCACAGCAUACUGUAGACUGAUUCACAUUGUUGGUGUCAGGUGUACAACGAUUUGAUAUUUUAGGGUACAGUUAUCGGGUCAAACCAAUCCACUCACACACUAGGGGACUUUUAUCUAUGAUGAUAUGUCUUUUUAAGUUGGACCCUUUGCAGUUCCAUGCACUUAGUACAGUCCAAUUAGCUAUGAAUGUGCAUUAUGAGGUAUUGUGAGAAAUUUGCCAAUUGUCCACUUUUUCUUUUGAAAAUCAAUCACAACCACUGAAUGAUAUCAACUGGAUGAUAAAGGUAAGCCUUUCUGCUAAGCUACGGUGCUCAAGAGAAGUCGUAAGCCCCAAGUUAUAAUCAGAGCCAUAUAUUUAGAGACGUUUUCUCUCUAAAAAAUAUUUAUUUUUUAAAUAUAUGGCUCUGGUUAUAACCUAGCACAGUUGAGGUUAGGGCCAACUCCUAACUUAGUUCAGGCUGCCCUCUGUAAGGUAAGGGAGUUUAGGGUAUGUGCCCCAAAUUGCACCCUAUUCCCUAUAUAGUGCACUACUUUUGACCAGGGAUGCACUGUGUAUGAAAUGGCGUGCCAUUUGGGAUGCACCCCUAGGGUAUUCUGUCCCUCUGUUUACAUUACCACCAACCAACCAGUCCCCUAGAACAAGUCUUAGUUUAUUAAUUUUAUUUUUGCCUCAAAUAUUAUGAUUAUAAUGUACAAUCCAUUUAUAUGCUACUGUAGUAACACUACACAUUUUUAAGAGUGUACAUUUGUAUGUACAUAUGUAUAAAUACAAAAAAUAAACUUGGCAACAAAGGAUUUAUGUAGAGGACAAGAAAA
Salvelinus sp. IW2-2015 is the source of this 4381-nucleotide messenger RNA. It is a transcript of the gene cacnb2a, whose product is annotated as calcium channel, voltage-dependent, beta 2a. Gene Ontology annotation, molecular function: voltage-gated calcium channel activity; protein binding. NCBI's taxonomy places the organism in Eukaryota, Metazoa, Chordata, Actinopteri, Salmoniformes, Salmonidae. Gene Ontology annotation, cellular component: voltage-gated calcium channel complex. Gene Ontology annotation, biological process: calcium ion transmembrane transport. The record is from RefSeq and is a predicted model, not a curated record.